Molecule: messenger RNA, 4032 nt
Organism: Penicillium vulpinum
Lineage: Eukaryota; Fungi; Ascomycota; Eurotiomycetes; Eurotiales; Aspergillaceae
Exons: 2
Coding region: 1-4032 (1343 amino acids)
Source: RefSeq, a predicted model, not a curated record
AUGGUCUUCGGUCGUCGCAAGAGAAGUGCCUCUGCCCAUCACCAGCCGCUGUCCACACCUGCUGCGCAUUCCGCCCAGUCCGCCGCCAGCCAUGCUUUCCUAAAAUCCCAACCAUCUACAGCCAGCUUGUCCUCCGCGGCGGCGGCAGCAGCGCUCCGCAACUCUACGCCCACCCCGACCCCCAUCGAAAAUGUCCAGACAAAGCGCAUGGUCCAGCGGCGCACCUCGACUCAGUCGCAUGUUAACCCUAUUGGCAGCCGCCGCUCAGCCAGCGUGAGUGGGACGCUGCGCCGCUCCAGUAGCAAUAGUUCGAUGAGCGCACGCACCUUUCGCGAUCAGUCCCCCCAUCGUCCAUCUACCAGCUCCGGACCUGUCGGGUCCGUCCCUGCACCCAUCGAUGUGCCUCCGUUACCUGCUCUCCCAACCCAUUUUACGCCGCGGAAACAGCAAAACCGACGUGCAGUGAGUAUGCAGCCGUCAUUGCGUUCACCUCCAUCGUCUCCACCGCGCGCUGGGGUGAGGGGCGUGGAUCGGGAACAUGGGCGAGGGUCUCCGAUCCAGUUCACUACGCAUCAUCGUGUGGCUAGCCUUGGAACGGUUCCAGAAUUGGAACGAUCGGCCAGUCGAAAUUCGGUGAAUUUCUCGUACCCCCUGGGCUCGCGAUGUACCUCGCCGAUUGCGACACCUGAGAAUAAUCCGAUGAGCCUACAUGAUGCUAUCCAAGAAUCGAUUGCUGAUGUAUCUGACAAAUUCCCCGAGGGGAAGCCUAGGACACAGCCAUCUGGCAGCCUAGAGGAAAGCCCUGUUGCAAACAAGUCUGGACCUUUAGCUGCCACCCCAGUUACUGCAGCCCAAGUGGUUGGUAUGCCAAAGGACAGUUCAAGUGCGAAUUGGGCUGUGAAGCUGCGGAAUUCGCUUAUAGAGGACGACACUCUAGACCAAUAUCGCGGCAAUGCAGUGCCUGUCGUGGGCAGCGUGCAGAGUGAACACUCAUCCUCCCGAGCUCUUCCUGAGCGGUGGCCAUCAACCGUUCGAGAACAAGAAGAGCCCGAACAUAACGAUCCGAACGUCGAAGGCAUCCCCAUACGGCAAGGCAGAGAGCGGAUGAUGAGUUCACCGCCAACUGCUGAUCAUGUAGAGGCAGUGCCAGUGCCCUCGUCACCCUCGUCGGAACUGCAAAUAGGGCAGCAGCCACACCGUCAAUCAAGCAGCCCAGGUCGGACUGCUCGUUUUUCCAGAUUGCUUUCAGUGGCUGGAGCCGGUGAUCAAAUUCACCAGCCGCCGCCUAGAUCAGUAUCUCCUGUCAAAUCGGCCUUGAAACACUCAAGAGGAAGCUCUUUAUCGCCCGAUAGGAGGAUUGAGGCAACAGGUCUAGUCCUACCAUCGAAUGAGCUAUCAGAUGGUACCUCAGUGGCUUCAGACGAAGGAUCCCGGGUUGAUGCCAAGAAGAAGUCUGUCAAAGUCAGUUUUGAUGAUGAGCCUGAGGUUGUCAAUGCAGCAGCCAGCCCUCCUACCUCGCCGGAAGAAUAUGCACCUGAUUUCCCACCUGGCGGUAAAGCCAAGUCUCGUAUGGGUUGGCUUGGUGUUGGAAAGAAGAAGUCGCCUGCGGAGUUUGCGAGCGACGAUGACUGGGAUGUAGUCAUGAAACCCCGCCAAGUUCUUCCAUCUUUCGGUAGCAUUCGGGGGAGCCGAGGCGGCGGCCUGGGCGGCGGUCUUAAAAGGUCACCAAUCCCAGAUUUUAGUGACAACGAGUCCAGCUCUUCGACUGAAUCUGAGCUGGCGCCAAAGCCAGAUAUGUCGCUCUCAAAUGACCACACUGUCAGAAGUUUGCCCCCUAGGACGCAACAAGAUGAAUACUUCCAACCACACACUUUGGGCGCCUUGGAGCAAUUGUCUAUCAAUGGCACUUUGCAUACUUCGCAUUCUGAUAGCAUCCCAGGGGCCAAACGAGAGGUCAGAGUCACCCAUGACAUGACUAAGAAACUGCCAUAUUCCAACAUAAGCUCAAAAUUGUCUGUACCUGCUAUUGCUGUCGAGCCUGCUACGCCCCCUGCAGACGAAACUAAGCACAAUUUCGAGAUGAAGAGAUCCAGCCUAGACCAGUAUAGGAUUCCGGGCGGAUUCCCACCCUCCAGUUCAGACCGCAGCAUCCAUUCGACUGCAAAGAAGACUAGCACCCAGCCCAUGGCGAGUGCCGUUCCGAAGCUGGACGAUGUGGAUACCGAGGAAUCGUCUGGUGAUAGCAUCUACAGCGAUGCCGCAGAAGAUAUGGACGGUGAUGGGUUUGGAUCCAUCAAUGCCAUUGUCGAUAGCCGAUCAACCCCUAGGUCGGUACCCACUGAGGAGAAUGCGAGCGAAUCUCGGGACGCAACCCCGAGGCCCAUCGCUCGAGCCGCCAUCGUGGAUAGUCAGUCGCAAUAUGUGACUGAUCAACCACUUGAAGAAGCGCACUGUGCGACACCAACUCAAGACUCCGUAAACCGCCUGGUAGAGGAAUCCCCUGGCUCUUCGGUUGGUCAUGGAGUUGGUUCUGCAAACCCGCCAGUCCCAAUCCAGUCCCAACCUCGUAACAUGCCUACUCAAAAUGGCAGCGUCCAAACACAGCCCACCACGCGAACCCGUCCCAUAUCGGUGGAUGUGAAUGGUGCGUCUGAUAUGCAGGAUCUUCGGUGGUCGAGCAACGAUACUACUCCACGAGGUGGCCAGGUUCAACCGCGUCCAAUAUCUCUUGAUCCAGGUUUCCAAAAUUCAGGGAGCCAAUCAGGUAUCCCUAGCAGUCUCCGCCGGACAUUAUCAAAUGGAAGUGAUUCCUCAAGCAGCUUCAAACGCGCUUCUCCACGUGGAGGCCCCCACUCCAUGCGACGGACAAUGAGAGCCGGUGCUGCUGGUGCUAAGGUUCAAGCCCAAUCUCCAAGAGAACGCAACGAGUCUCCUCUUGAGCAUCGACCUCUUUCAUCCGGCUCCUCGAACGGCACAAUGCGCAAGACUCUCCGGGGACCUUCUGGAGGUGAGCGAUAUUCGUUCUUCUCCACGAACAAGAAGGCACCACCGAGAGCGAAGUUCACCAAGCCGCCCCCUAAGUCGGCGCGCACAUCUCGGCUCGCAAAUUCGGAUGGCGAGGAUGAAGCCCGACCGCAGACCUUUACCAGUAGGUUCGUGGAUUCCAGCGAUGAAGAUAAUGAGCCUGGAAACAAUAAGUUACGCCCUGUCCGCGGUAUCCCCCGUCGACAAGGUGCCGAUGACGGUGACUCCACAGAGUUGGAAGAUAGUUCAGAAGAAGGCGCCCGGCAGCAUGUACAGCCAACAACAUCUUCAUUCGGGUCAAGCGGAAAGAGCGCACCAAACAUGUCUGGAAUGGCAGCUGUGGCCAAACAACGUGGCAUGUCACAGAGAGACCUUGAGGAGUUCAUAAUGGCGUCUCCCCGUGGUCGGAAGGCAGGACUUCUCACUCGACUUGGCAUCAAGAAACCUAAGAACUCGGAUCAUGGAGCUCGCAAGCCUGAGAUUGAGAGCCCCCUAGAGCAGUUGCCUCUAGAACACGAUCAAUUACACAGCGAUGGCAUGGUGAAUGGAAACCGCGGUACCACAACUACCACAGUGUUUGCCGGGAAUCCUCAGCUGACUCGCCCAUCCAGGCUGGUGAAGAGAAACUCUAAGCGCCAGUCAACAGGACCAAAUCCCUGGCCCCUCCAAUCCGAUGUCAGGGAAGAGCAUCUCCAGCCAGUGGCGGAACAACCCCACAGCGCCCCGUAUUCUCUUCUCCAAACGGAGAACCCUACGCUGCCAACAAAGAGCACCGGCGCAGCACAUAAUGGGGGCAUCGUUGUCAAUGGGAAUGGCGCUCGUGGUGCUUCUCCGAUUGCGGAGGAGCCCGAGGCACCCCGCAACGGACCAGAUCCGAACAAUGACACCACCUCUGAAAUCACGAACCCUGAUGACCAUGGGCCUUCGGCGCGCGAUGUCGUGAUCGCUGGCUCGGGACGAAAGAAACGAUUUCCUCUUCUUCGGAAGGCAUUCGGUCUGCGCGGUUGA